AACAGCGAAACCACUAUCCUAUUUUUAGACAAACACUGUUCGACAUUUGACAUUAGCAAAUCGCGAAUGUCAAAAAGUUUCCGACUGUCAGUUAACCGUCAACCUCUUAGCGAGUACAAGAAAUUACAUUGAAUAUAUUCCAUCUGUUGCUUUUUAUAGUAUUUAAAUUGUGUUCACGAAAAUGAUUUUAGUUUCAGCCGUUGAAAAAUAACCAUGCGGCAUCUUUGCUUUAUUUCCAUCUAACGAUCGAAUACACAUUUAAUCAUGUACUUCGACAAUACCGGGCUAGCCGUAGUGGGCACUCCGGAAAAUGCGGGAUUAAUGGGAAUGGAAGACGAGUAUCUACAAAGCCACUGCAUUUUCGUCGACGGAGGAGACCGAUUCGGAGUUUCUGCCCUUACAUUCGAUAAACACGAAGAGCUCUUAUGGAUGGGCAACCAGGGCGGUCACGUUACAUCCUACAUAGCACCGGGCCUAUCAAAAUACACUUCGUUUCAAAUACACCCGACAGAAGAAGUGAGGCAAAUUCUAACGCUAAACGAGGGAAUCCUCGGCCUCACGGCCAGCACCUUACGAUACCAAAUCCGCCGAGGGAUACCCGUCUACACCCACACUUCGGCCAACAUGAACGAGAUGCAGUGCAUAUUGCAAAUGUCUCCGAGCCGGUUCUUGCUCGGCAGCCAUCAGCACAAGCUGAUCGAUUUCAAUCUGAGCGUAGGCAAAGAAACCGUCGUGACGGAAGUCGGAGAUGGCUGCGUGAUGUUGAGGCCGCACAGUCGGUUCGUUUGCGCGGGGAAUCCCCUGGGCAGGAUAGACCUUCGAGAUCCGAAUACGUUGAAAGUAGAGCAUCGAAUCGAUACUCACAGCGGUAGCUUGAGCGAUUUCGAUGUACAAGGGAAUCUAUUGAUUACUUGCGGAUUUAGUAACAGACACACCGUGUUGGCUGUAGAUCGAUAUUUGAUUGUGUACGAUUUAAGAAUGCUGAGAGCGGUAUCUCCUAUGCAGACCGUAUUAGAUCCGUUCUUUCUCAAAUUCAUCCCUUCUAUCGCAUCCUCUCGAUUAGCCGUGGUGUCCGUAAUGGGACAAAUUCAGCUGUUGGAUACCAUCGCGUUGGCGGAACCCAAAUUGUGCCUCUUCCAAAUGGAGAAUCCAGGCGCGAUGUGUUUGACGUUCGACAUAUCGUCGAGCAGCCAAAUAAUGGCGUGCGGUGAUAACUCGGGGCACAUUCACGUGUUUUCGCAUUCGAAAGCGACCGAUCACGUCGUCAAUACGUAUUCGAGACCGUCGGAAAUGCCCGACACGCCGAGCAUCUAUCCCAGUUUCGGCAUCAACGAUUUCAAUACGCCGCUGUCGGUGAUUCCCAUGCCGAUCGUACCGCCGGAGAUACCGCUGGCCUCCGACUGGCCCGCGCAUCUGACACAGAAACUCUACAGAAAACCAGCAGGAAUCGAUCCUGAAAUAUUGUCGUCGAUGAAGAUGCAAGGUCCGAUUGGGUAUUCUCGAAAUCCGAAAACGACGAGGCGAAAUCAAGUCCCGUACGAUUUCUCGCAGAACGGCUAUUCGAAUAACAAUUCGCAUUCGAACAAGAGCCCCAAGCACGAGGAGAACGGCACGUUUAUCGCAAUACCCAAGAGGUACCGUAAAAUCGAUGUCAAAUACAACAAAUUAGGCACGGAUGAGUUUCAGUUCGAUCACUAUAACAAAACUGGUUUCUCCGGAUUGGAGGCUACGUUGCCAAAUUCCUACUGCAACAGCAUGCUACAGGUGUUGUACUACACGCUAUCUCUAAGAUCGGCGCUGCUGUCGCAUUUGUGCUCGAAAGAGUUCUGCCUGUCGUGCGAAUUGGGUUUUCUGUUCCACAUGCUGAGCACGUCGUCGCAGAACCAGCCGUGCCAGCCGGGGAAUUUCCUGCGGGCGUUCCGGACGGUGCCCGAGGCGUCGGCUCUGAGCUUGAUUCUGAGCGAUUUGCACCCCGAUGCCAAGCAGAAAAUCGAAUUGUCCGCUCUGAUUCAGAGUUGGAACAGAUUUAUCUUGCACCAAAUGCACGUGGAAUUGUCGGAGACUAAAAAGAAGGAAGACAGGAAGGUUAAUAAGCGGUUGUUUAUCUAUAAAGAGACCGAUUUUCCCAGCAUUUCCGGGGAGUUGUACAAAGACAAAAAGGCGUCAGGAGACGUAGAAAUAAAACUAGACGAUGAACAAAGAGAAGAAAUAUCGGAUAUUAGCAAACUAUUCGGCACCAAGCAAUUGCAAUUAAACAAAUGCCUUAAAUGCAACAACGAAGUAAGAAAAGAAUCCACCCUACUGGCUUGCAACCUGAAUUACCCGUCGCUCGAACUGGACAAAGACGAAUGGAGUUUCUGCGAAAUCCUAAAGAGAUCCCUCUGUCCCCAACAAACCACCCCGGCGUGGUGCGAAAACUGCUCCAAAUUCUCCCCUACGUCCCAACACCGGCUCAUACAAUCGCUUCCGAACAUCCUAUCGAUCAACACCGGCCUGCACAACACCCAACACAAGCAGUUCUGGCAAACGCAAAUGGACAAAGUCGUCGCCAAGGUAUCCAACAUGGAGGUCAACAACAGAGCCUCGACUCCCACGCCGCCCGUGCUGGGCUCGUCGAAGCCCUGCCGGUACGGCGACCAUUGCUCGAGGCCCGGCUGCCGGUUCAGGCACAGCUUCGACAACGCCGCGCCGGCCCCACCGUCGAAGAAUCCCUACUGCAGCAACAACUGGCUGCCUCACAAAGUGCAAUUGAUACUGAAGAAGGACGAAUUGGACAUCAGGAAAAUCGAAGAGGACAAAGAAAAUCCUCCCGUACCGGACGGAAGCGACGUCCAAGCGAAAAAAUACGAUCUCACAGCCGUCGUGUGCUACAUCAACGAUCAAUCGCUCGCCGAAAAACGGAAUUUGGUGGCGCUGGUGCGAGUGCCCGACGCGCACUUGAAAGACAGAGAAUGGUACCUGUUCAACGAUUUCAGCAUCAGCCCGGUAUCGUCGCACGAGGCCACGUGGUUCAGUUUGGACUGGAAAGUACCGUGCGUGUUGUACUACUCGUCGCACGCGGCGCUCGACGACGUCUCCGAAGUCAAGCAACGUUUAACCAGGGAGGUUCUUUCGGAGGACACGUCGAUAACGGGUGGGGCCAAUUCGAGGGGAUCGUCUUUCACGCCUUUGCACGAUAACGAGGUUUUGAAACCGGGCGAUUUGGUGGCGAUGGACGCGGAAUUUGUGACGUUGAAUCAGGAGGAGGCCGAGCUGAGGAGCGACGGGAAAAUGUCGACUAUAAAGCCUUCGCAGAUGUCAGUGGCGAGGAUAACGUGCAUUCGCGGGUCCGGGAAUCUGGAAGGUACGCCGUUUAUAGACGAUUACAUAUCCACGCAAGAGCAAGUCGUUGAUUAUUUAACGAAAUUUUCGGGAAUUAAACCCGGCGAUUUGGACGCGAAUUUCAGCUCGAAGCAUUUGACUACGUUGAAGUCCACUUACAAGAAGUUGAGAUAUUUGAUCGAUAUAGGGGUGAUUUUCGUCGGGCACGGUCUCAAAAACGAUUUUAGAGUUAUCAAUUUAGUGGUGCCUCCCGAGCAAGUAAUCGACACGGUGCAAUUAUUCUACCUAGCCCAUCACCGGAUGGUGUCCCUCCGGUUUCUCGCCUGGCAUUUCCUAGGUAUAAAAAUCCAAUCGGAGACUCACGAUUCCGUGGAGGACGCGCGCGCCGCCCUUCAGCUGUACAAGAAGUACAAGCAGCUCGAGGAGCAGAAUAAAGUGGGCGAGGCGUUGGCCGAGCUCUACGAAACAGGUAAAAGGUUGAACUGGAAAGUGGCGGAAGAUUAACAAAACAAAAACAUGGAUGAAAACGUCGGCUUGUGAACGGUUUCUUCGUACUGUAAAAAAUCGCGAGUUUUUUUGCGGUUGAGAAAUUGUCGCAGUCUGACUUGUAGAUAUUUACAAAAUAAAACGCAAAAAUAUAGAUAUUAGAAAAUUAGCAAAUGAUAUUAAUGUCUUGAUAGGGAAAGGUGGAAAUGC
Phyllotreta striolata is the source of this 4017-nucleotide messenger RNA. NCBI's taxonomy places the organism in Eukaryota, Metazoa, Arthropoda, Insecta, Coleoptera, Chrysomelidae. The record is from the annotation of a GenBank genome assembly.